AUGAAGUCCCUCGCCCUGGUGUCUGCUCUGGCGGCUACGAAUGCCGUCCAUGGCAGUCUGGCUGCAUCUGUGCGACACAAGCCUCGCGCUGAAAUCGAGCCCAUCACCAUCAAAGGCAAUGCCUUCUUCCAGGGCAACAAGCGCUUCUACAUCCGCGGCCUUGACUACCAGCCCGGUGGCUCCAGCGCUAACGUCGACCCUCUCGCCGACCCAAAGAUCUGCCUUAAGGACAUCGAGAAGUUUAAGAAGCUCGGUAUCAAUGUCAUCCGCGUCUACUCGACCGACAACUCCAAGGACCAUGAUGAGUGCAUGAAUGCCCUUGCCGAUGCGGGCAUCUACGUCGUCCUUGAUGCCAACAACCCGCUGUAUUCCAUCAAUCGCAAUGAUCCCCAUGGCUCCUACAACACCCCGUACUUGCAGAGCGUCUUUGCCACCAUCGACGCCUUUGCGAAGUACCCCAACACCAUGGCCUUCUUCUCCGGUAACGAGGUCAUCCACGAUCUCAAGAAUACCACCCUGACCGCCCCUUAUGUCAAGGCGACCGAUCGCGACAUGCGUGCCUAUAUCAAGGCUCGCGGCUACCGUAAGAUUCCUGUCGGCUACUCGGCCGCCGAUGUGAGCACGAACCGCAUGCAGACCGCCCAUUACUUCAACUGCGGUAGCGAUGAGGAGCGCAGUGAUUUCUUCGCCUUCAACGACUACUCGUGGUGCACCAGUGACUUUGUCACUUCUGGUUGGAACAAGAAGGUCGAGGCCUUCAAGGACUAUGGCAUUCCCAUCUUCCUCUCAGAAUACGGCUGCAACCACAACAAGCGCAACUUUGGCGAGCUCGAGUCCCUCAUGCAUCGCAACAUGACUUCUGUCUACUCGGGCGGCCUCAUGUACGAGUACAGCAUGGAGGAGAACAAAUACGGCAUUGUUCAGAUCAAGGGCGGUGAGAAGGGCAGCAAGGACCAGACUGGCGAGCGUAUCGAGCUUGAAGAGUUCGCUGCCUUUGCCAAUGCCCUCAAGAAGUAUCCUGCCCCGGAUGACGAUGGUGGCUACAACCCCGUGAGCAAGGCCUCCGCCUGCCCGCCUGCCGAUGACCAUUGGGAUGUGCACACUGAGAAGCUUCCGGCCAUGCCAGAGGGCGCUCGGAAGUUCCUGAAGGAGGGCGCCGGCAAGGGUCCCGGCCUGAAUGGCCCUGGCUCUCAGUGGGCUGUUGAUCAGGCCUCCAGCAGCACUCCUGGUACCUUCGAAGAUUCAGACGGCAGCAGCGAUUCCAGCGACUCGGAUGAGAGCGCUGCCGUCCGUGGCACGGUAGGAUACGCCGCUUUCGUUAUCUCCGGCGUUGCCAUGCUGCUUGGUGCUCUUGCCUGGUAA
Molecule: messenger RNA, 1362 nt
Organism: Thermochaetoides thermophila DSM 1495
Lineage: Eukaryota; Fungi; Ascomycota; Sordariomycetes; Sordariales; Chaetomiaceae
Product: 1,3-beta-glucanosyltransferase-like protein
Exons: 3
Coding region: 1-1362 (453 amino acids)
Biological process (GO): fungal-type cell wall (1->3)-beta-D-glucan biosynthetic process
Cellular component (GO): fungal-type cell wall; cytoplasm
Molecular function (GO): 1,3-beta-glucanosyltransferase activity
Source: RefSeq, a predicted model, not a curated record